GAGAGUUUCUCUCUCUUCCCCGCCAAAAAACCUCUCCAUCAACAGCAUCCACAGAAGGAUUCAACGGCUCCGAAAACGUAGGUUUUUCAAUGUCGCUCUUCUCCACUAACCCUUUCUCACUCCUACACUCACCCUUUCACCGAUCAAAACCCAAAAAAAAGAAAAAACAUUAAAAAAAAUUAAAUUAAAAAAUAUACACUCAGAUCGCUGGAGAUUUUGCUUAUGUGUUCUCUGCCCCGUUUUAAGAUACCCCCAAUUCGACCGAAACAUAUUAUUCGUGCCGCAGAUUUUGGAAAUUGUGUUCGAAACUGUGAUCACGAAUUUGGGUUCCUGAAAUAAGAUGGGCAACCCACCCAAAGUAUAUGAAGGUUCUCACAUUUGGGUUGAGGAUCCGGAGGUUGUUUGGAUUGAUGGGAAAGUGGUAAAGAUUAAUGGGGACGAAGUUGAAGUUCAAACAUCUGAUGAAAGGACGCUUACUGCUAGCAUAUCCAAAACAUACCCGAAAGAUGAAGAUGAUCCUGCUGAGGGAUUCGACGACAUGACCCAACUUUCGUAUAUGAAUGAACCUGCAGUUCUGCAUAACUUGGAUAUGAGAUACCAGGUCAAUAAAAUUUAUACUUAUAGUGGGGGAAUUCUUAUUGCUGUUAACCCGUUUCAAAGACUUCCCGACUUAUACGAUGGACAGAUGAUGGAACGAUACCACAGAGCAUCAUUUGGUGAACUGAGUCCACAUGUAUAUGCGAUUGGAGAGGCUGCCUUCAGGGAAAUGAUGAUUGAGGGAAAAAGUAACUCAAUACUGGUAAGUGGAGAAAGUGGUGCCGGUAAGACUGAAACUACUAAGAUGCUUAUGCAAUAUCUUGCUUAUUUGGGUGGCCAUAAAGGAGGCGAAGAGAGAUCAGUAGAACAGCAAGUUCUCGAGUCAAAUCCAGUCCUUGAAGCAUUUGGAAAUGCCAAGACUGUCAGAAAUGACAAUUCUAGCCGAUUCGGUAAAUUUGUUGAAAUCCAGUUCGAUCAUCAUGCAAAAAUAUCAGGGGCAGCCAUCAGAACAUAUCUUCUUGAGAGAUCUCGUGUCUGCCAAAUUUCAGAUCCUGAGCGCAAUUACCACUGUUUUUACCUUUUGUGUGCAGCACAUGAGGAGGAAAUUAAGAAGUAUAAGCUGGGACAUCCACAGACAUUUCACUACUUAAACCAAUCUACUUGCUUUGAACUAGAUGAUGUGGAUGAUGCUCAUGAUUAUUUGGCAACAAGGAAGGCAAUGGAUGUUGUUGGAAUCAGUCAAGAAGAGCAGGAAUCAAUCUUCAGAAUUGUUGCAUCUAUUCUCCAUCUUGGUAAUGUUAGAUUCGCCAAGGGGGAAGAGAUUGAUUCAUCUGUCCUCGAGGAUGAGAAAUCAAAGUUCCAUCUCCAGACUGCAGCAGAGCUAUUAAUGUGCGAUUCUGAAGCUCUGGAAGAUGCAUUAUUGAGGCGUGUGAUGGUCACUCCAGAAGAAGUUAUCAAAAGAUGUCUUGAUCCUGAUGGUGCAAUAGUUAGUAGGGAUGGAUUAGCUAAGACGAUUUAUUCUCGCUUGUUUAACUGGUUGGUGGAAAAAAUAAAUUUAUCCAUCGGGCAAGAUCCAUCUUCGAAAAGUCUGAUUGGAAUCCUUGACAUUUAUGGAUUUGAAAGUUUUAAAACUAAUAGUUUCGAACAAUUUUGCAUUAAUUUUACCAAUGAAAAGCUACAACAACAUUUUAAUCAGCAUGUUUUUAAGAUGGAGCAGGAGGAAUACACCAAAGAAGAGAUUGCCUGGAGCUACAUAGACUUCGUGGAUAACCAAGAUGUUCUAGAUCUUAUAGAGAAGAAACCUGGAGGAAUCAUUUCUCUUCUUGAUGAGGCCUGUAUGUUCCCAAAGUCCACACCUGAAACAUUUGCAGAAAAGCUUUAUCAGAUAUUUAAAACCAACAAACGUUUCAUCAAACCGAAAUUGUCACGUACUGAUUUCUCAAUUGCUCAUUAUGCUGGAGAGGUUCAAUACCAAUGUGAUCAGUUUUUGGACAAAAACAAAGACUAUGUCGUCGCCGAACAUCAGGACCUGCUAACUGCUUCGAAAUGCCCAUUUGUAGUAGAACUGUUUCCUCCAAUUCCUGAAGAGACAACCAAAUCUUCAAACAAGUCUUCUAAAUUUUCAUCAAUAGGUUCUCGCUUUAAGUCUCAACUCCAACAAUUGAUGGAGACACUGAAUUCCACAGAACCUCACUACAUUAGAUGCGUGAAACCUAAUACCCUUUUCAAGCCUUGUAUUUUUCAAAAGGAAGAUGUCAUGCAGCAACUUCGUUGUGGUGGUGUUUUAGAGUCAAUUAAAAUUAAUUUAUCCGGUUAUCCUACUCAUAAGACAUUUGAUGAAUUUUUUCAUCGGUUUUCUACUCUGGUGCCAGAGUUGGAAGGAGAGAUUGAUACAAAAGAUGCAUCCAAAAGGAUUUUAGAGAAGAUGGGCAUUGAUGGAGCUCAGAUAGGAAAAACUAAGAUCUUCCUCAGAGCUGGUCAGUUGGCUACUUUAGAUGCUCACAGCGCAUUAAAAUUAGGUGAUGCAGCAAAGGUGAUACAAAGAAAGACUAAAACUCAUAGGGCCCGACAAAACUAUUCUUCCACGGUCAAGGCAGCGGUUGUACUUCAAUCUAUAUGCAGAGGAAUGCUUGCUUUCAAUUUUUACCAAGUUGUAAGAAAGGAUGCAGCUGCUCUUAAAAUCCAAACAGAUUGGAGAUGGCAUAAAUUCAAUCAGAACUACAACAGACUCAAGAGAGCAACUAUUUCACUGCAAGCAAUAAUAAGAGCAAUGGCUGCACGGAAGCAGUAUGAUUUCUCAAUACAAACCAAAACAGCGACUGUUAUACAGUCCCGGUGGCGCGGCCAUAAGGCUUUUUCACAAGCUAGGCGAGCCAUAAGGGCAACGGUUUUUAUCCAAAGUGGAUGGAGGAGAGUGUCAGCUACAAGAGAGCUUCGACAACUGAAAGUGGCUUCAAGAGAAACAAGCGCACUUCAGGAAGCAAAGAGUAAGCUUGAAAAGCUAGUGGAUGAACUGAGAUCACAGUUACAGACGGAAAGACAUAUGCGAGCUGCCUUGGAGAAAAAGCUGGAACAGUCAUUGGAAGUAAUGCAAAGCCAAGGCGAUAAAACAAAUAGUCUUCUUGAAGAUGAAGCUGCAAGAGCUAGCAAGCUUGAGGGCGAAGCUGCUCAUAUCGCAAGUGAUGCUGCUCGCAUCGCAAUCGAUGAAGCCUUCUCAAUCAUGAAGGAGAGAGGGGUUCCAAUUGAAGAAGGAUUAGGAAUGACUGAGGAUUCAAAUUCUGAUGUGGAAAGAUUGAAGGGAUUGUUAAAAUCUGAAAAGAAACGGGCUGAUGAUAUGGAAAGACGGUAUACUGAAGCUAUGGAAUCAGUUGACGGAAAGCGGAUGAAGUUAGAAGAAACCGAAAGAAGAGUUCACCAACUUCAGGAAUCACUGAAUAGGAUGAUGUACAGCAUCUCUGGUCAAUUCUCAGAGCUACAAAUGGUAUUAUGUGCAUCUACAUCAAGUUCAGCUUUGGGGAUCGUGACUAAGGAUGAAAAAGGUGAUAGUUCUUCCACCUCUUCAGAAACGACAUCUUCCGACUCUGAUUUCACAUUCCCAGCCCCUGCUUCAACUCCAGCAGACUUUUCUUCUGCCAAUUCUAGUGCACUUCAGCUCAUUGUUCAGGAUCUUUCAGCAGCUGAGGUUUCAGGAUCUGGAAAGUGGAAAAAUGAUCGGGAGGGGGCAUUCGAUGACUUUUUCUGAUGGAAGUUGUUCUGUCAGUGUGUUGUGUCUAUAUCUUCCCUAGUUAGAAAUUAGUUGGGCUAGAUUUUAACAAUUUGAUAUGUCACAGCAGAUACCGCAAUUAACACGGAACACCACCCACUUGUUGUACUGACACAUCACACAUGUAUAUAAAGAAAAUUUAACAUCACAUUUA
Salvia hispanica is the source of this 3953-nucleotide messenger RNA. The record is from RefSeq and is a predicted model, not a curated record. NCBI's taxonomy places the organism in Eukaryota, Viridiplantae, Streptophyta, Magnoliopsida, Lamiales, Lamiaceae.